AUGGCGAACAAGAAGGCGGAAGAGCCGGAGCAGAUUUCCUCUUCGUCUUCGGACAGCGGCUCCGAAGAUGAACAGAAAGCCGAGGGCGCCCAGCAGGAACCCAAGGAGGGCGAGGGCUCUCCUUCGCGCUCGCGGCAGUCUCGCAACGAAAGAAAAGCCAGAAAAGCCAUUUUGCGCUUGGGAAUGAAGCCCAUGCCCGACAUAGUCAAGGUGGUCAUCCGCAAGGCCAAGCAGUCCUGGUUCGUCAUCGCCGAGCCCGACGUCUACAAGAGCACUUCCACUGACGCCUACGUCGUCUUCGGCCAUGCAGAAGGCGUGGCUACUCAGGCGCACUCGGAAGCAGCGCAGCGGUUCACGCAGGGCGCAGUGGGCUUCGGGGGCGGCGAAGGCGCAGCAGCAGCAGCAGCAGCAGCAGCAAAGGAGGAGGGGGCCCUGGGGUCCCCUGCGGAGAACUUUGAGGGCGUCAACAAAAGAGAUUUGGACUUAAUAGUUUCGCAGUUGGGCUGCAGCAGAGAAAGGGCCAUUGAUGCUCUUAAGAAGCACAACAAUGAUCUCGUCGAGGCCAUUCUGGACAUCACUGCUUGA
This is a messenger RNA of Eimeria necatrix, 585 nucleotides long. RefSeq names its product nascent polypeptide-associated complex alpha chain, putative. The record is from RefSeq and is a predicted model, not a curated record. Gene Ontology annotation, biological process: protein targeting to membrane. The transcript has 3 exons. Bases 1 to 585 code for a protein of 194 amino acids. NCBI's taxonomy places the organism in Eukaryota, Apicomplexa, Conoidasida, Eucoccidiorida, Eimeriidae. Gene Ontology annotation, cellular component: nascent polypeptide-associated complex; cytoplasm.